AUGACGGGGAAAAGAAGCCGUAGUUUUAAAUGCGCUGUCCACCAAAGGGAUCGAGAGGUGUGCAGCGAAAACGAUUUUCACAUAUUGGUUCACGAACCACCAUUGUUCAGAAGAAUGGUGCGGUUAAUAGCCAACGAAUUCCUAACGGAAGAGCGAGACCGGAAAUACUACGCGGAUCAUUACACAUGCUGUCCGCCGCCAUUGUUCAUUUUACUCAUAACACUAAUUGAGUUGGGAUUUUUCACGUAUUAUACGGUCGCGAUGGGCGAAGUCAAUCCUUCCGGUCCCGUUCCUAUAGAUUCAGUAUUCAUAUACAGGCCAGAUAAAAGACUCGAAUUGUGGAGGUUUAUAUUUUACAUGGUUUUACAUGCAGGGUGGCUCCAUUUAUUAUUUAAUUUACUAGUCCAAGUCCUCGUCGGACUCCCACUCGAAAUGGUUCACGGUUCCUUGAGAAUAGGAGCCGUUUACAUGGCGGGAGUUUUGGCGGGUUCUUUAGGCACGUCGGUUUUCGACACGGACGUUUACCUCGUGGGAGCAUCUGGCGGAGUGUACGCUUUGCUCGCCGCUCAUUUGGCAAAUAUUUUACUCAAUUACAGCAACAUGGAAUUCGGCAUAGUUCGACUCAUAGGCAUAUUCGUCGUGGCGUCUGCGGAUGUCGGAUUUGCAAUUUACGACAGGUACGCGGCGGAACAAGUCGGUCCACCGGUUUCCUACGUGGCUCAUUUAACGGGAGCUUUGGCCGGACUAACAAUCGGACUUUUGGUUCUUAAAAAUUUCGAACAAAAGCUUCACGAGCAAUUAAUGUGGUGGGUCGCCCUCGGGGUUUACGCAGCCUGUACGAUAUUCGCCAUCUUAUUUAACGUUUUCAAUCCGGGACCGCCGCCGUUUCCAUGA
Pediculus humanus corporis (human body louse) is the source of this 894-nucleotide messenger RNA. Its product is annotated as protein rhomboid, putative. Gene Ontology annotation, molecular function: serine-type endopeptidase activity. Gene Ontology annotation, cellular component: membrane. NCBI's taxonomy places the organism in Eukaryota, Metazoa, Arthropoda, Insecta, Psocodea, Pediculidae. The transcript has 6 exons. The coding region runs from base 1 to 894 and encodes 297 amino acids. The record is from RefSeq and is a predicted model, not a curated record.